CCAUUCCUUAAUGUUGUAACUUGUUUCCUUUUUCAGGCUUCAGAAAAGUAAAAAAAGAGGCUGUCCUCCGGAAAGAAGUAAUUGAAGUGCAAAAUGAAAACUAACUUUUUGCUGGUCUUUGGACUGAUUACUGAAAUGUACAUAUCGAAUGGAAUAGCAGAAAAUUCAGGAGUGGAGGUACCACAGAGCGUAAUGUUAAAUCUCUUCCCUUUCAAUGAUUCUGAUAAACAAUAUCCACACGAUACUACUCAAGAAUCAUCUACAGAAAGCCCUUCACCAUUAGUCUCUUUGCACAAUUUCACAGAAAAGAUUAACAAUUUUGGAUUCAAUCUCUACAGGAAAAUAGCACUGCAGCAUGACAACAAUAUCUUCUUCUCCCCACUAUCACUAUCUUUUGCUCUAGCAAUAUUCAUGUUGGCUUCCGAAGGGGAAACCCACCACCAAAUAAGUCAAUCUUUAAAUCUUUCAUUUAUGAAAGAAAAAGAUGAACAGUUUCUGACUUUGUUCCAACAACUAAGGCUUAACAUCACCCAAAAUGAAGAGUUCACUCUUUCGCAGAAUAGCUUCUCUUUCAUCCAGGAAGAAUUUCAGAUCAAGGAUGCUUUCCAUAACUUGUCCAAGCAAUACUUUGACAUGGAUUUUUUGACAGUUGAUUUCCGCAACUCUACUCUUGCCAAAAAAAUUGUCAAUGAGCACAUUAAAAAGAACACAAGAGGAGAGAUCCCUACACUGUUUCAUGCUUUUGAUCAGCAUGCUAAAAUUAUUCUACUGAAUUACAUACUAUUUCAAGGCAAAUGGCUACAUCCAUUUUCUGCUAAAUUUACAGAGCUGGAAACUUUCUAUAUAGACAAUUACAGGACUGUUCAAGUGCCAAUGAUGUUCAAAACAGACAGGAUUGCCUCCAUGUUUGAUAAAGCCUUGCAGUGUUAUGUGAUAAAGCUGCCAUACAAAGGAAGUGUGCAGAUGCUGAUUGUUUUGCCUGUGAAGGGAGCUGAUUAUAUGUUUGUUGAAGAUGAUCUAAUCAAUGAACGUGUGGAAUCUUGGCUUCAGACCAUGAAGAUCAGGAAAAUGGAUAUUUACUUUCCAAGCUUCAAACUAGAUCAGACAUAUCACAUGGAUCAGCUGCUUCAGGAUUUGGGAAUUAAAGAUCUUUUCUCUUAUAAAGCAGACCUAAGCCAUCUCACAGAUCAUAAAUUUGUAAAAAUAUCACAGAUUCUUCAAAGAGCAAGGAUUGAGGUGGAUGAGAAAGGAACAGAAGCUGCAAGUGUCAGUGGAUCAGAAAUCAUGGCAUACUCUUUGCCUAAUAUUAUGCGGAUAAAUCGGCCAUUCAUUUUUAUGAUAUAUGAAGAAAUUACCAAGAUUUUAUUGUUUUUGGGCAGAGUUACUAACCCUACAGAACUGUGAAUUAAACAAAACCUAGUAAUUUC
This is a messenger RNA of Notechis scutatus (mainland tiger snake), 1427 nucleotides long. RefSeq names its product serpin family A member 10 (gene SERPINA10). Gene Ontology annotation, biological process: blood coagulation. Gene Ontology annotation, molecular function: serine-type endopeptidase inhibitor activity. NCBI's taxonomy places the organism in Eukaryota, Metazoa, Chordata, Lepidosauria, Squamata, Elapidae. The record is from RefSeq and is a predicted model, not a curated record.